Zerene cesonia (dogface butterfly) is the source of this 1199-nucleotide messenger RNA. RefSeq lists its product as uncharacterized. The transcript has 3 exons. The coding region runs from base 214 to 675 and encodes 153 amino acids. Lineage: Eukaryota; Metazoa; Arthropoda; Insecta; Lepidoptera; Pieridae. The record is from RefSeq and is a predicted model, not a curated record.
UAGUCGAGCAUCGGAAAAUUCUGCUUUCAAAUAAAUGAAGCCAGCAAACUUUUUCCACUAGGUAGUUAUGUCAAAAUAAUUUAUUAUCCUGUGAUAACGGCACAUAGAAAAGAUUACACAGUUUCGAGUGCAGAUUAGUUCGAUAAACGGUACGUGUAUGACAACAGUGUGCUUCUAAUUGGACUCUAUCGAAAUAACGCAAUUGCGUCUACAAUGUUACGAUUCGUUUUAAGUAUUGCUGGAAUAAUAUCUGUUGUAACAGCAGAAAGUUGCUUUCACCAACGAUGUCUGGGUUGCCAUCCCCAAGAGACCAUGUGGCCGGGAAACUCACAAGAAUGCACGCCCGCCAACUGGGUGACAGCUCAAUGGCUACAUAACUUGGGCCAUCCACCACCAUCUACCGAUUCGAAAAUAAAUAUAGAAAUGCGCUGUUUAAAAAUGGUAGCAACACCGGAUGAUAAAUCAUUUGGCAACACUGUGGACGUAAUUCGGGGUUGCGUACCUAAGGUGCAAAUUGACUCUGUCUGUCUUGGCCUGGAGGCAGUUGAACGUGCUCGAGGACACAGUGAUGCACGAUGCUUCAUAUGCAGAGGAAAUGACUGCAACUCCGCCACUACCACGCACGCCAGUUUUAUAUCCUUAGCUUUACUCUCAUUGUACCAUGUAUUGAGAUGAACAGAUACCAAUUGUUUAAGAACUUUUUAAAAAUAAUUAUGUCCAAAAAUUAUACGAUAGGUUAUUAAUACUAUGACAAAUUUGGUUAUCAAUGUAGGUUAUUUGAACAAUAUUUAUUUCUAAGGUACUAUAAGAUAAAGGUCUUAAGAAAUUUUAUUUAUAUAUCUGAAGAACUAAUUUAACAAGAUAAUUCUGCUACAAUAAAAUUACUACAUCGAAUGCUCAAUCAGCGCGACCGUUUUGCACCUCUGAAGGUCUAUAUUGGUAACAUUUCUCUUCCUCACAUUUCCUUUGGACAAAAAAGUGUAAUCAAUCAUGUAUCAUUAAUCAUAUCUUUUAUCAGUCUAAUAAUUCAUAGCCGAAUAAUUCAAGGAAGACGUCUCAGCUAUAUAGAUAGCUCAAUCGUGCAGCGACACGGGAGGAACGAGCCCGAGCUACAUACGUCAUGUUAGCAGAUCGUGACAAUAUUUAGGGAACGUUAUUUAGCAACCUAAAGCCUAGUCAAGUUGAAAGUAACCUCGAAG